AACCUCCAACCCCCUUGCCUGCAGCCCUGACUGUCCAGCUAUAGCACCACAAGUGUUGGUGCAGGCAUGCUCCAACAAUGACACAUGCAAAGUUGGUGGACCCACAACAACUACUGACACCUGGACCUCUUAUACAUCUGAUUCGGAGGCAUCUUGCAAUGUUGUAGCCUCUGUCAGGCCACCACGGCCUCGUUGUGCACCAUUCCUCAGUUCUGUCACGGUUCCCGGCUGA
This is a messenger RNA of Pelobates cultripes (western spadefoot toad), 232 nucleotides long. The record is from the annotation of a GenBank genome assembly. Lineage: Eukaryota; Metazoa; Chordata; Amphibia; Anura; Pelobatidae.